Messenger RNA from Ziziphus jujuba (common jujube), 1201 nucleotides. Its product is annotated as protein PHOSPHATE-INDUCED 1. Bases 90 to 1046 code for a protein of 318 amino acids. Lineage: Eukaryota; Viridiplantae; Streptophyta; Magnoliopsida; Rosales; Rhamnaceae. The transcript has a single exon. The record is from RefSeq and is a predicted model, not a curated record.
CUCACUACUUCUUCAUCGCACUCAAACCCUCUAAACCUUCUUUCUAUCUCUCUUCAUUGACUUUCUUUCACAAAUUAAUACAUUUUAUCAUGGCCUUCACUGAUUUGUUCCUCCAUUUUGUACUCUUCGUUUCUUUACUCCAUUUCAGCUCUGCUGCAAGAAAUCUGGCAGAGUCAGAGUCAGACCAGCCUUUGCUCUUCCAGUACCAUAAUGGGCCUCUUCUCGGUGGCAAAAUUUCCAUCAACCUUAUUUGGUACGGCAAUUUCAAGCCCUCCCAAAAAGCCAUUGUUUCAGAUUUCAUUACCUCCGUUUCUUCUUCUACACCGAAGCAAGAACAGCCCUCCGUUACCACAUGGUGGAAAUCUAUCGAAAAAUACUACCAUCUGGUCAAUUCCAAGUCCAAGAAAUCCUACUCUCUUUCUCUCCAAUUGGGUUCGCAGAUAAUCGACGACAAGUAUUCUCUGGGAAAAUCGCUCACCAGUCAGCAAAUUGUACAAUUGGCAUCCAAAGGAGGCCAGAAAGACUCCAUUAACGUGGUAUUGACAUCAUCCAACGUCACCGUGGAUGGGUUUUGCUCCAGUACUUGCGGGAGGCACGGAUCUUCCGUCACACCCACUUCAAUCAGAGGGAAGAGCUACAAUAAGUUCGCUUAUAUCUGGGUCGGUAACUCGGAGACUCAGUGCCCCGGUCAGUGCGCUUGGCCAUUCCACCAGCCCAUUUACGGCCCACAGACUCCAGCGUUGGUUUCACCAAACAACGAUGUGGGUGUGGAUGGGAUUGUGAUAAACUUGGCUAGCCUAUUGGCCGGGACCGUUACGAACCCAUUUGGAAAUGGAUACUAUCAGGGUCCUAAAGAGGCUCCUUUGGAGGCUGCCUCUGCUUGUCCUGGGAUCUAUGCCAAAGGGGCUUAUCCUGGAUACCCUGGAAAUCUUCUCGUGGACCCCACAUCGGGUGCUAGCUACAACGCUCAUGGUUCUAAUGGAAGGAAAUAUUUGCUUCCGGCUCUGUUUGACCCUUCCACGUCAACUUGUUCCACUUUGGUUUAACAGAGUAUGAGGACGUGCUUACACAUCGUGUAUAAUUAAAAAUCUCAAUAUGCAUAGAUAGUAUUUAUAUAUACAUAUAUAUAUAUAUAUAUAUAUUCUUUUUAUGAUUAUUCGUUUGUAUCCAACCAAUAAAUGAAAAUGCUAAUUUUUCGUUA